Molecule: messenger RNA, 1624 nt
Organism: Porites evermanni
Lineage: Eukaryota; Metazoa; Cnidaria; Anthozoa; Scleractinia; Poritidae
Source: the annotation of a GenBank genome assembly
AUGUACAUAGGAUAUAUUUUGCUGAGUCUUCAUUGUAUUCAUGGAACUUGCCCUUCUGUGAAAACUUUAGAAUGCCAAUAUGCCCUGGGUAUGGAAAGCGGCAACAUUUCUGAUGGACAGAUAAGUGCCUCUUCUGAGUGGAAUACCAGUCAUCAUGCGGACCAGUGCCGGGUUGCUACUACCUAUUACGCCGAUCAGUGGGAUGCCACCCACUAUACCCACCAGGGCAGACUGCAGUUCAAAGCAGACGGAGUCAGAGGGGGCGCUUGGUCAGCAGCCGAAAAUGACGUUAAUCCAUGGCUCCAGGUUGACCUGGUUAGUAAUUUUACCAGAGUAACCGGUUUAGCUACCCAAGGACGAGAUGACUAUGACUGGUGGGUCAUAGAAUACAAUCUACUGUACAGUAGUUACCAAAAUUCAAACUUCAAAAACUACAAAGAAGGAGGACAGACAAUGGCGAAGGUAAGAACUCCUUUUUUUAUUUUUCCUUAGCACUGGGGUCAUGGAUUAACUCUGUCAAAAUCCAGAUAUAAGAAGAUGCUUUUAAAUGUACCCUAGUAUAUUUUUUACCAUUUCUCUUUAAAAUUAAUUCAACAAGCUGAACCUCUAGUCUGGUUGGUGUUAGGUGCGGGACGGGGGUGGGAGUAGGUACCAAAAACUGGUCAGAAGUGGCAACCAUAAUAAAUUUAAUUCAUUUCAUACGGGUAUUAACGAAAAUAACAAUAGUACUUGCUGUCUUCGUACCGUACGCAAAUGAGAGAGGGGCUUAUUUUAGAUAAUUAUUUUAGAGACAAUGCUUAAAAGAGGUGUGGGAGCUUCUUAGAAAUCUUACCGUGUACCGAACGUUAUAACGCAAAAGCACAGUUUACACAACAGCAACGCUUUUACGCCUCUGAUACAAUCCAAGUGGUUAAGGGUUUGGCUACCAGCUUAAUACAAGAAAAAGGAACAUUAAGUUAACCUUGACAAAUAGCCUUAAACCAUUUUGGUGGGCAAUACGACCUAUUUCUAAAGUUUUAGUUAAUUUUGCAAUGUGUUGACAAGUAAUUAAUAAGGGGCACUUGUCAUCUGUUUUCUAUGCUGGUUGAAAAUACAAAGUACACUUCCAAAAUGGAAAAAUCACCGCCAACGUUUUCCAAAACCAGCUAAUUAUAAUGCAGGCAGAAACUAUAACAACGCUAAAAAAGGUUUUAUUCAGAGAAUUCAAGGAAGGCAGCCAUUAAUAUAAACACUUCAACCUUCCGUACGGUAAUCUAAGAGAGUCUUGGAUUCUGGAUUCCAAGUUGGGGAUUCCGGAUUCCAGGUACUCAACUGCGGACUUUUUGUUAGCGGAACUUGGAUUCCGAAUUCCAAUCGUUAGCGGGAUUCCGGAUUCCUUUAGCUGAAUUCCCACAAAUAUAAUAUAUACCACUAGAAUAAUGAACCUCUCUCUGAUAUCAUGGAUCUUAUUUAUUUGCAGGUAUUUGCUGGAAACAGUGACCGUAACACUGCUGUUCGUCAUAACCUGACCAAGCAUAUUACGAGUCGUUACAUUCGUUUGAAGCCGACAAAAUGGCACAACCACAUAUCAGUGAGACUAGAGCUGUAUGGUUGUUAUGGUAAGAAUGCAUCUUGUCAUUGCUAA